AUGAAUUUUACAUAUAUUAUUUUAUGUAAUACGACUCCAACUGAAGCAAUAUAUGUUGAUCCACCACCACCUAUUCCGCCAACUUAUCUACAAGGAACAGCCAUUGUUGUUUAUACACUGUUAAGUAUUCUUACUAUUGGUGGUAAUGCUCUUGUAUAUUUAACUGUAUUUCAUUAUAUGGGUAUUGCAACUGGUACAAAUCUGUUCAUUGCUAAUUUAGCUGUAACAGAUUUUUUUGUUGGCCUUCUUUGUAUUCCAAUAGUGCUCAUAUCAGAUUAUCUUUUAUCAGAUUGGCCAUUUGGAUUAUUUAUGUGUAAAUUUACAUCAUUUUCGCAAUCAGUUUUUAUUGUUUGCACUGUUUAUACAUUAAUAGCUAUGUCUGUUGACCGAUAUAUAGCUAUAAUUUAUCCAUUACAUUCAAAAUUAACACGAAAACAAUGUUAUAUAUUAAUUAGUAUACUUUGGACAUUUUCUAUUAUAUUUAGUUUACCAGUAUAUUUUGAAAUGCAUAUUAUUCAUAUAUGUUUUCAUCGAGAUUCAAAUGAUUUAAAAGAAUAUACUCAAACAAUAUGUCAAACAAAUGGUUUAAUACCAUCAAUACAAGCAAUAUAUAAUAUAAUGACAUUAACAAUAAUUUAUUUAGUACCAUUAUGUAUUUUAUCCAUUGUUUAUAUAAGACUUGGUUGGCAAUUAAAUCAAAGUCAUGCACCAGGUGAAGCACAUUCACAACGUGAUGCACGAAUAAAAAAAUCAAAAAGAAAAGUCAUUAAAAUGUGUUCUAUUGUUGUUAUUAUGUUUGGUGUUUGUUGGUUUCCAAUGCAAUUAUAUAUAAAUAUAUUACAUCCAUAUCUUAAUCGAAUAUUUGAUCAAAAAUAUGUAGCUCAUUUUUAUUUUGCAUUUCAUCUUAUGGCUAUGAGUAAUUCAUGUGUUAAUCCAUUUAUAUAUGGUGUUAUGUCAUCGAAAUUUCGUGCUGGUUUUUUACAUUAUUGGCAUUGGUUGACGACAUCUUAUGGUUCAGUAACUGAUCAUUUUAGACAUUCACGUAAUAUAAAUGAAAGUAUUAUGUUAACAGCAUCAUUUCAAAAAACAAAAACAGACUAUAAAGUAAAUCUUACACCACAUAAUUAUACGGAUGAUACACAGGCAACUCGAAUGUCCGCCCAUUCUACACUUCCAUUGAUAUCAUUAUCACGUAGAGAAUCAGCAUAUGAUUAA
Molecule: messenger RNA, 1215 nt
Organism: Rotaria sp. Silwood2
Lineage: Eukaryota; Metazoa; Rotifera; Eurotatoria; Philodinida; Philodinidae
Source: the annotation of a GenBank genome assembly